Molecule: messenger RNA, 1086 nt
Organism: Zasmidium cellare ATCC 36951
Lineage: Eukaryota; Fungi; Ascomycota; Dothideomycetes; Mycosphaerellales; Mycosphaerellaceae
Exons: 2
Coding region: 1-1086 (361 amino acids)
Cellular component (GO): endoplasmic reticulum
Molecular function (GO): protein-folding chaperone binding; misfolded protein binding
Source: RefSeq, a predicted model, not a curated record
AUGUCGACAAACGGCCUCGUGUCACUAGCCGGCUGGUACUUCCUUCCAGGCCUCGUUACCGGCUACGUACAAACCGCCCUCUACGCCAUCUUCAUCCGCGCGGGCGACCCCAAACCCACACCAGGCAGUCCAGCCUUCACCAAACACCGCCGCUACAUCCAAAUCACAGUGAUAGUGCUCUACCUCCUCUACACAAUCUACGAAGCCGACUACCAGCUCCUCCAAGAAGGCGACUUCUACACCCUCCUCGGCGUGCCCCACAACGUCGAAGAACGCACCCUCCAAUCCAAAUUCCGCAGACUCACCGUCCAAUACCACCCGGACAAAGCCUCUCUCGCGGACAAACCCGCCCACGAACAGAUCUACAUCCGCCUCAAACUCGCCCGCGACACGCUCGUCGACCCCGCCAAACGCUUCGCCUACGACCGCUUCGGCGCCGACAUCCUCGCCUGGCAGAAAGCGAGCACAAUCCGAGACUUCGUCUACGCCGGCCUGCAGCAACUCGGCGUCUACUACAUCGGCAGCACGACGGGCCUCGUCCUCCUUUCCGUGCUCGGCUACCUCAAACAGGGAACCUACUGGCGCUACUUCGCCGUCGCCGCCCUCCUCCUCGUCGAACUGCACACCAUCACGCGCCCGACCUUCCCCUUCGCCCUCACGCACAUCCUCAACCCGCUCCUCGUCCGCACAGGGUUCCGGAAUCCUUACCUCCCGUACCAACUCAUCACCCUCCUCCGCAAGCUCACCGUCACUUUCUUCAUCGCCAUGUCGCAACUCGGGCCCCUCCUCCAAGACGCGCAGCAGACCGCCCAAGCAGCCGCGACGGACGGCUCCGGGGGCGUGAAUCCCAAAUUGCUGGACAGGAUAGAUAAUGUGACGGCCGCUGCGGAUUCGGAAAUCACGAGACUGAUGGGGUUGGAGUUGAUGCCUUUCGCCACGGAUCCUGGUGUGGCGAGGGAGUUGAGGGGCACGGUCAAGGAGUGGUUGGUGCAGAAUACGGUGCGGAAUGAUCCGGAGGUGAAGGGGGCGGUGGGGAGGGUGUUGGAGAGGCGGAGGAGGCAGGAGGGGGAGGGUCAGGGACAAUAG